AUGACUGUCGACGUAUGUGUUCAUUUUCUUGUUGCUACUGGUAUAGUAGUAUGGAUAUCAGUAUUCGUUAUUGCUUACUUGCUCAUGAGUAGGAAUUAUCCUCCACCAACCGUAUUGUACGGUAUUAUUAAUUCUGAUAUCAACAUUAAUGUUGACUUUCAAUCAGUCACUCCUUAUGAGCGUAAUAUUAAUAUCGACGACCGCCUAACGGAGAUUAUUACUCUACUGGCGAACAUAGUGGAAAGUAUGUCGAUGGAGAGAAUUCGCCGAAACAUGUCUAUAAGAAAUUUUUUGAACCCGGAAUUCUUGGGUGGUGGGAGGCAAUAA
This is a messenger RNA of Paraglomus occultum, 327 nucleotides long. The record is from the annotation of a GenBank genome assembly. NCBI's taxonomy places the organism in Eukaryota, Fungi, Glomeromycota, Glomeromycetes, Paraglomerales, Paraglomeraceae.